Molecule: messenger RNA, 1611 nt
Organism: Sorex araneus (European shrew)
Lineage: Eukaryota; Metazoa; Chordata; Mammalia; Eulipotyphla; Soricidae
Gene: DEGS2
Product: delta 4-desaturase, sphingolipid 2
Exons: 3
Coding region: 387-1358 (323 amino acids)
Biological process (GO): sphinganine metabolic process; ceramide biosynthetic process
Cellular component (GO): membrane
Molecular function (GO): sphingolipid delta-4 desaturase activity
Source: RefSeq, a predicted model, not a curated record
GUCCUGCCCACACCGCCCCCUCCCCAGACCCACCUUGGCUGGCCCAGGGGAACCGUCACUCCACCCAGCGUCCCUCCGCGUCCGCCCUGAGUGGGAAAGUCCCCGGGGUCCCGGGGCGCCCAGCUCUGCUCAGGGCAGGACCGUCCCAGCCUCCGGCUGCGGCAGGGGUGCGGGAGGGAGGGGCGCCCGUGUGCACGGCCCCUCCGGGAGGGUCCUCGGCCCGCGGGCCCGGGAGGCGGCCCCGCCCACUGCUCUGGGCGCACCUGGCCCGGCCCCCGCGAGCGCCCGCCCCGGGCCCGCCCCGGCGCCCCGAUCUGGUCGGUCGGACGCGCGCCGGCCGGGCAGGUGCGGCGGGGCCGGGACGCGAGUCGGGCUCCGGCGGCGCCAUGGGGAACAGCGCGGGCCGCAGCGACUUCGAGUGGGUCUACACCGACCAGCCGCACACGCAGCGGCGCAAGGAGAUGCUGGCCAAGUACCCUGCGCUCAAGGCGCUGAUGCGGCCGGACCCGUGGCUCAAGUGGGAGGUGCUGGCGCUGGUGCUGGCGCAGCUGCUGGCGAGCUGGCUGGUGCGCGGGCUGGCGUGGCGCUGGCUGUUCUUCUGGGCCUACGCCUUCGGGGGCUGCGUGAACCACUCGCUCACGCUGGCCAUCCACGACCUGUCGCACCACGCCGCCUUCGGGCCGGGCCGCGCGGCGCACAACCGCUGGCUGGCCGUCUUCGCCAACCUGCCCGUGGGGGUGCCCUACUCGGCCUCCUUCAAGAAGUACCACGUGGACCACCACCGCUACCUGGGCGGCGACGGGCUGGACGUGGACGUGCCCACGCGCCUGGAGGGCUGGCUCUUCUGCACGCCGGCGCGCAAGCUGCUGUGGCUGGCGCUGCAGCCCUUCUUCUACUCGCUGCGGCCGCUCUGCGUGCACCCCAAGGCGCUCACCCGCAUGGAGGUGCUCAACGCCCUCGUGCAGCUGGCGGUCGACCUCACCCUCUUCGCCCUCUGGGGCUUCCGGCCGGUGGUCUACCUGCUGGCCAGCACCCUGCUGGGCCUGGGCCUGCACCCCAUCUCGGGCCACUUCGUGGCUGAGCACUACAUGUUCCUCAAGGGCCACGAGACCUACUCCUACUACGGCCCCCUCAACUGGAUCACCUUCAACGUGGGCUACCACAUGGAGCACCACGACUUCCCCAGCAUCCCCGGCCGCAACCUGCCCCUGGUGCGGAAGAUCGCGCCCGAGUACUACGACCACCUGCCGCAGCAUCACUCGUGGGUGAAGGUGCUGUGGGACUUUGUGUUCCAGGACUCGAUGGGGCCCUACACCCGGGUGAAGCGGGUGUGCAAGCUGGCCGAGGACGGCCUGUGAGCGGGCGGCGGCCCAGCCCCACCCGCCCAGGUGCCCCCGUGGUCUGGCUGCAUUCGGCUCCCGCGCCCUGGACACCUGCUGUGUCCACAGCCCCGGGCCCGGCCUGGCCCCUGCCGAGUGCAGAUGUGGCCGGAAGCUGGGCUGGCAGGGGGCUGCGCUGGGGCUGGCGGGGCUGUGCCCCUGGACGCAGCUGCCCACGCCGCGUCCCCUCUGCAAGUCCCACACCGAAUUAAAUGCGACCCCAUGAACUGUG